This is a messenger RNA of Manis pentadactyla (Chinese pangolin), 1717 nucleotides long. Its product is annotated as anthrax toxin receptor-like. The transcript has 14 exons. Bases 490 to 1689 code for a protein of 399 amino acids. The record is from RefSeq and is a predicted model, not a curated record. Lineage: Eukaryota; Metazoa; Chordata; Mammalia; Pholidota; Manidae. Gene Ontology annotation, cellular component: membrane. Gene Ontology annotation, molecular function: signaling receptor activity.
AUAUUUGAGUGUCCCCCAGUGGGCAUGUGAUCUGAGGUGGCUUGCCUUCUACAGGACUGGACCCUGUCCCAGGACUUGAGGAAGGUGGAGCCCACAGCAUAAUAAGGAGGUUCUUUAAGAAAUAGUGUGGCCAUUGGGCAGUGGGAACCGUGGUUUGGCUGUUUCUAACAGUACUAAAAAAGUCUACAGAUGACAAGAAUGUGCUCCUGCAAGAGACAUGAGAAAUGGCAGCACACGAAUGUGAACUGCGAAGGUCUGCGGAUUUACUGAAGAAUAAAAUGGCAUUGAUACAGGAGGAAGCAGCAUGAGAAUGCAAGCUGUAAGGGCAGGUAUCAGGUGGCUGCUUGCAGGUGCAAGGUAUACUGAUUAAAGUGUGAGUAGAGCUGAGUUUGGGAGUGCCGAGGCCCCUGAGCACAGGAGGAAGCAGAGGAGGUGUGGCUAGAGGAAGCCUGUAGUUUUCUGGGAUGAGACAAGAACAGCGGCCCCAGGAUGCUGGGUCCCACGCUCGUCAUCUUCCUGCUGCUGCUGCUGCCGUCUCCGCUCCUGACCACCGGGAGCACCCUCCACCGCUACCUCACCCAGGACCAAGGUCACCACCCCAGCUCCAGGCUCCAGGAGAGCCCAGCAGCUGGGGACUCCUGCUGGAGCACUUACGACGUGUACUUCGUCUUAGACUCAUCCCACUGUGUAAAUGACAACUGGGAGUUCACACAGAGCUUUGUGAAGGAUUUGGUGAACAGAUUUAAAAACCCCACACAGCGUAUGUCAUUCAUUACCUACUCGACACAUGGCCACAUCAAUAUGAAGCUGACCUCGAACAGAAAAAAAAUAAGCACUUCUCUUGUCAAAUUGCUCAAUGUGCUGCCUACAGGAGCCCUAAAUAUGCAGCAUGGACUGAAAAAGGCCAAUGAGCAGAUCGAAAGAACACGUGCUGCAGGAGUGAAGGUACCCAGCCUCAUCAUCGUGCUGACAGGUGGAGAACUGCUGCCAGAAUCGUUCGCAGAGACACAAGUUGAAGCUGCAAAAUCCAAGCAGUUGGGGGCAACUCUGUAUUUCGUGGGUGUGCAAGAUUAUCAGCUGUCCCAGCUACUGGAAAUUGCUGGCGAAGAGGGUCAUGUGUUUGGAGUGGACACUGGAUACAGCGGACUCGAAGACAUCGUUGACCCACUCCUAGAGAGGUCUUGUGUGCAGAUUAUAUCUGUGAAUUUCUCCUCUAUCUGCACUAGAGGUAACAAUGAAGUCAAGGUUAUUGGAAACGGUUUUGAAAACAUAGACAAAGAUCAAGUUAUCUGUCAAUUUCGAAUUGGAAAGAGAACCAUCCGAAAAAAGGCAGUGUCUGUGCAAGAUACCUCCGUUACAUGCCCAGGACCAAAGAUAAAUAAUCCGGGCCAGGCCGUCUUCAUCGAUAUCAGCCUGGAUAAUGGCCUCACCUUCAUCAAGACAGAUUUAGAUGUCAGCAGGAGGAACUGUGUGACUUCCAGGGAGGGGACCCCACCUGCCCUACUGGAUGCCGUACCACCAGCUGCCCAACAACAUGUCGUUCAAAUUGCUGAGCUGGAAGUCACACAGGAUAUUUCCCUGGAUGAACAGUCUUCCCUUCAAGUUUUCUUCACUACCAUCUCUCUCUACAGCUCUGUGUCUCUCGGGAUUCUGCUCUUUUUUCUGCUGCUGUGCUGUUGUAUCUGCUGACUGCAUUAAAUGUGUGGGUGACUCCUGA